Molecule: messenger RNA, 7682 nt
Organism: Astyanax mexicanus (Mexican tetra)
Lineage: Eukaryota; Metazoa; Chordata; Actinopteri; Characiformes; Acestrorhamphidae
Gene: bcl9
Product: BCL9 transcription coactivator
Exons: 11
Coding region: 1226-6010 (1594 amino acids)
Biological process (GO): canonical Wnt signaling pathway; positive regulation of transcription by RNA polymerase II
Cellular component (GO): beta-catenin-TCF complex
Molecular function (GO): beta-catenin binding; transcription coactivator activity
Source: RefSeq, a predicted model, not a curated record
UGCCGCUGCUGCUAAAUCACGCUUUGUUGGUGCCGAGUUGCUGCAAGCCUGCUGCAAUAUUACUCGAUCUGCUGCUAUUUAUAACACAACAUGAUCUUUCCCGGGCUGAUAUCACCUAUCUGUGGCUCUGGAAUGCAUGGCAGAAGCGAAAAUAUAUAAAAUGCUUUAGCCAGCUAGAAUUAUUUUUGUAGUGUUGUUAUUUUUAAGGGACGGAUCCCAGCCAUUCACAAACAAACAAACCGCCUGUCUGCUUGUCUGCUCUUUCUCUCUGUAAAGAAGAGUGUGUUAGUGUGUGUGUGUCUCUACGAUUUUCGUGCGCUCUCUGUCUGUAUAGCUGUAAAGCACCCCUCCCCCAACCUUUGGCGAAACAGGAACAACUUCUUUGAGAGAAAGAGAACGAGAGAGAGGAGAGGGGGAGAGAGAAAGAGAAGGGGGGAGGAAAAAAGGGCUGCACAAGUUGGGACGUCUUGGAGCAGCCAUGGAGGAGCCCGUUGCUUCGUUUUCGAGCUAGUCAGGAGCUGAGAUUGAGCCGCACUGCUUAUAAACGGACUUAAACGGUGCCUUUCUUUGUUGGGGAGAAGCUAUGAACUGGUCCCGCUUUUGUGUGUGUUUUUCUUCGUCUUUGUUUGGAGGAAAUAAAUAAGAUAAGUUUCUCACCUCGAGGAUUAUUGUGCGAAAUAUAAUCAAGCUGUGAAUCACUUAACCAACUACUUGGACGGGCUUUUUCUUUGGCUGGCUACGGAGAAUGGAAUUCAUGGAGCACUUACUUUAAUUAAGUUAUCUUGGGCUACCAACUUUUUUUUCGGAAUGGGAAUACUUUUAUAUGAAACGUGUUCACUAUUUAAACGGUUUGCGCAUGGAUUUUCUGAUCGUCUCCUGAGAGAAAAACUGUAGUCUCCACUGCUCUGAAACAACCCCAGGACUCUUAUUCCACAAAACACACACACUGAACACUGGUAUAAUCGUCAGGACAAGAAAAGGUGCCCACCUAAACAAGCACACGUGGACACAAACACACACGGACUGGAUCUACGGGAUCUAUCUCUUCAGAUGAGGAGGAGCCGGAGAUUCUGAGAGACCUCAGGGUCAUUCAAGAUCUUAGCGUAGUGUCCCGUUGCAGUGCAGAGACAGCCAUGGCCACGGCUAUAUCGUGACACGCAGGGACAUGUGUGGCCAGGGGCUGUGAGGGCUCCGCGGGGAGACUCCAGGCACGCCCGCACGGAGAAUGCUGGAGGUGCAGGAGGAGCGACCACCAGCAGCAGGAGCAACUACGGGGACAGGGACAGGGACGGGAACGGGAACAGGAACGGCCAGCGGAACGGCAUCCAGUGCCACGGCUAGGAAGGAGCGAGCUAAAGAACGGCAGCAGGAGGAGGGCCAGGACUGCAGCGGCCCUGCAGCAGCCACCACCGCCGGGCCCCGCAGCGCCCGGGCCAAGGCCACGCCCACGGCGGCGCCUCCACCCACACACGCCCACUCGCACUCUCACACACACUCGCACACGCCCAGCCCUCACCAGCACACUACUGCUUCAGCCUCGGUAGCUCUGGGACUGUCGUCAAUGCAUUCCAGCAACCCCAAAGUGAGAAACUCUCCAUCAGCUAACACUCAGAGCAGUCCAAAAUCCAAGCAGGAGGCCAUGGUGCGUUCACCACCCGUGAUGUCUCCCUCCAGCGCUGCCCAGAUGGACUCCAAACUGCCCAAUCAGGGAAAACAAGGAGGUGCUGGCAGCCAAUCGCAGCCAUCUCCAUGCGAUCCCAAGGCACUGAGUGGAAGCCACACGCCCAAAGGCCCUCAGGGCUCUGUGGGGGGCAUGGGACUCAAAAAUGGACAGGGCUUGAACUCUGGCAAUGGGGCAAAAAGCAAGAUUAAAAGAGAGAGAAGCACUUCAGUCGAGUCCUUCGAACAGAGGGAUACAGGGACGCCCAAUAACGACGGGGACCAGAAAGAGCUGGGCAGUAGGGCAAAAAGGUUAUGUGUUGCUGAACGGCGGCAGCCCUACAGUGGAGCCGAUUGGUGUUCAGGGGGAGAGAGUGACGAGGACGACCCAGGAUUCUUUAACUGUAACUCCAGUGACAUCAAACCAGAUCCAAGCUCCCUGGCAGGAUCCACACCUACACACAACGCUGUUGGAGGGCAGAACACAGCAUCAGAAUUAGGCAGCAAUCAGAAACCUGGGUCUAAGGUCGUUUACGUCUUCACGACGGAGAUGGCAAACAAGGCAGCAGAAGCGGUGAUAACAGGCCAUGCAGAGAAUAUUAUAUCUUAUCACAUGAACAAUAUCUCCAACGGCAAGGGUGGCAAGCCACAACUUCCCCUGAACAAUCAACUUGGACCCCAUCAGAAUGACCCUAAACAGCAGGGGGCAUCAUCCCAACAGCAGCCUUCAUCUCAUCCUUCUGACCAGAACCACCAAGCAGCCUCCAAAGCAACACAACCUGGCCAGCCGCAGCAGCAGCCUCCAGCUCAACCAGUACAACCUCAGCAGCCAGCCCAAGGGUCUAAACCAGCCAGCCUCCCUCAGGAUGGCCCUCCAUCAGGGGGCAUGGACUCAAAGAGCCUCCCCAGUAAUAGCCCCCAGGAUGGUGCCGGAUCACAUGAUGGUAGUAAUCCUGCAGGGACGCCAGGCGGCCAGCUUCCCAACCAGCCUCCAAGUGCUGGCCCUCCGCAGGGCUUCCCUUCCCUUGACCUGCCCAAAGGAGCAGAUGUUAAACUGACAGCCCAGCACCAGCAACAGUUAGCUCAUGAGAUCAUGAGCAUGGGGGACAACCCAGAGGGUCUUUCACAGGAGCAGUUAGAACACAGAGAGCGCUCUCUACAGACUUUGCGUGAUAUCCAACGAAUGCUGUUCCCAGAUGACAAAGAAAUGGCAGCAAUGGGCCAAGGGAACAUGGUUGGACCUCCUCCCAAUGCUGCCAUGAUGGAAGGUGGGCCCAAGAAACCUGAACAAGGGCCACUUCAGGCUAUGAUGGCUCAGUCCCAAAGUCUGGGAAAAACUGGUGGUCCAGGGGGUCCACGUCCAGAUGGCCCUCCCUUUGGGCCACCUGGACCGAGGGACAUGCCUUUCUCCCCUGAUGACCUUGGGCCCCCUCCUCAAGGUCCAGGACCCAUGAAUUCGCAUCCAGGACCUGGCGGAGAGCAUGGUGACCACAUGACACCAGAGCAGAUCGCUUGGCUAAAGCUACAGCAGGAGUUCUAUGAGGAGAAGAAGCGUAAGCAAGAACAAAUGCAGCACAGACCAAUGGGAGAUAUGAUGAUGCACCAGGCUGGCCCAAGGGGCAUGAUGCGGGGGCCACCACCUCCCUACCAAAUGAAUCCUGGUGAAAUGUGGGGUCCUGGAGGUCCGGAGCCUUUUCCUGAGCAAAUAAACAUGGGUCCCAGAGGAAUGCACCCACACAUGCAAAGAAUGCCUGGCUUCCCUGGAAUGAUGAACCCAGAAAUGGAGGGAGGACCUAACGCCAUGCCCAGGCCUGGCAUGAACUGGCCUGAUGAUAUGCCCAAGAUGGGGGAUGCAAGGGGUUUUCCACCAGGUCAAGGGAUGUUUGGAGGGCGAGUGGAGAGGUUUCCCAAUCCUCAGUCUGUACAAGAAGCCAUGUUCCAUCAAGGCAUAGGUGAUAAGCAAGGUAUGGGUCUACCAACCAUGAUGAUGGAAAUGAACAGGAUGAUGGGCAACCAAAGACCAAUGGAGCCUGGGAAUGGGGGUGGCAUGAUGUUUCCCAGAAUACCAGGUGAAGGUCCCAUGAGCCCUUCCUCAAGAAUGGAAUUUGUAAAAGGGCUAGGGCGUGACAUGGGUGAGUUUGGGAUGGGACCUGGUAACCUCAAUGUCAAUAUGGGCCCCAGUCCUCAAAUGAUGCCCUCCAAGAUGAGAGAGCCAACAAUGAACCUGAGUCCAGAAGAGAUGAUGAAGAUGAGGCAAGGUGGAGGUCCCAUGCCUGAGAGCAUGGGCCCACAACCCAAGAUGAUGCAGGGGCCUCCCUUCUCUGACCAGCCCCACCCAGGUGACUUCAAUAUGGGUCCCAACCGACAGUUUCCAGGCAUGGGUCCUCAAGGGCCUGGAAAUCAGAGGGUUCCCAGAGGCGAACCACCCUUUCCCCCUGACCAGCGAGGAGGCAACAUGGGUGGCAAUGGUCGCCUGAGCCACAUGCCACCUUUACCUCCCAAUCAACCUACGAAUAACUCAGGUCCUCCGCCAAACCAGAGGAAUAUGGGUCGCAAACCUUCAGACCUGAGCGUCCAGUCCGGCCCGGCAAAUUCACCCAACGUCAACCCACUCAAGUCUCCCACGCUGCGGCAGGUUCAGUCGCCCAUGUUAGGCUCGCCCUCUGGUAACCUCAAGUCUCCACAGACGCCCUCCCAGCUGGCUGGCAUGCUCAGUGGGCCCUCAGCAGUGGCAGCAGCUGCAGCGGCCGCAGCUGCAUCAAUCAAGUCUCCGCCAAUGAUGGGUUCAGCAGGGGCAUCACCCGUCCAUAUGAAGUCACCCUCACUUCCUGCCCCUUCCCCUAGUUGGACAUCAUCGCCCAAGCCGCCCAUGCAGAGUCCAGGGAUUCCUCAAAACAACAAACCUCCACUCAGCAUGACCUCGCCAAAUAUGAUGGGCAACGUGGAGCAAGGUGGAAAUGGUCCUCCUUCCGCACCUCCUUCCAGUAGUUCUACAAACCAGCCCAGCUCCAUCAACGUUCCGGGAAGUCUUCCGUCCAGCAGCCCCUACACUAUGCCCCCGGAACCAACGCUAUCCCAGAACCCUCUCUCUAUCAUGAUGUCACGCAUGUCCAAGUUUGCCAUGCCUAGCUCCACGCCUCUCUAUCAUGAUGCCAUCAAAACCGUGGCCAGCUCAGAUGAUGAUUCGCCACCUGCACGGUCGCCAAACCUGCCAUCCAUGAACAAUAGCAUGCCUGGAAUGGGGGUGAACCAUCAUCCAGGCCAUCCGCGUAUGAUGACUCCCAACUCUGCAGGCCCCAUGCCUUCGCUCAGCCCCAUGGGUAUGAACGCUAUGGGCUCCCAGCCUCUUUCCCAUGGCAUGCCUAACCAGAUGCCCUCACCCAAUCCUAUGGGCCCUAACAUGCCUCCACACUCUGGCCCCAUGGGUCCUGGCAUGAUGUCCCACGGCAUGAUGAUGCCUCCCGUCUCCCAAGACCCAGGCAUGGCCGGCAACCAGAUGAUGCCCCAAGGUCGCAUGGGUCUCCCUCAUCGAGGACAGGGCUUCCCUCCAGGGCAAUCUCCUCCACAGCAGGUGCCCUUUCCGCACAAUGGUCCCGGACCCCAAGGUGGCUUCCCACACGGGAUGGGCUUCCAAGGAGAGGGUGGUCCGAUGGGAAGGAUGGGGAACAUGCCGCACGGACCCGGCGGUGAGCCAGGAAUGUGCAAGCCUAACACACCCGGUGGCCAGGAGUUCAACAACAUGCCAGGUGUCUUCAAUGACUCGGAUCUGCACGAGGUGAUGCGGCCGGGCGCCUCGGGUAUCCCCGAGUUUGACCUCUCGCGCAUCAUACCUUCAGAGAAGCCUAGCCAGACUCUGUCGUACUUCCCCCGCGGUGGAGAGGCGCCUGGUGGCAAGCCUCCUCACCCUUCAGGCCCACCCGGAUUCCCCCCCAUGCAGGGGAUGAUGGGUGAGGGCAACCCCAGGAUGGGUCUCCCCAUGCAGGGCAUGGGAGGCCCCCCUGGUCCUGGCCACAUGGGGCCCCAGGACAUGCCCAUGGGUAAUGCGGGACACAACCCCAUGAGGCCCCCAGGCUUCAUGGGACAGGGCAUGAUGGGUCCUCAGCACAGGAUGUUGUCACCUGGCCAACAGCCAGGCAUGAUGGGAGGCCCCGGGAUGAUGCAGGGCAAAGAGAGGCCCAUGUACAACCAUCCCGGCCCGGUGGGCUCCCCCAACAUGAUGUCACUACAAGGGAUGGGUGGUCCUCAGCAGACUAUGAUGAUGCCUCCUCAGAUGAGGCCUCGGGGCAUGUCAGCAGACAUGGGGAUGGGCUUUAACCCUGGCCCAGGGAAUCCUGGGAAUAUAAUGUUCUGAGCUGCUACAAGGAACCGUCGAGCCUCCACCGCAAUUUACCGAACAAUCCGGAUACUGCAUAACCUGUGAAAAUAAAUAAGGACUUUUUUUAUAAAAGGAAACAAAACAAAAGAGCUACAUGUGGUUGUGUGUUCAUGUUUCAAGACAGUGUGUGGGAGAACUGGGGCACUUGUUGCUCGAGCACACCUAGGUAGGACAAGGCUUCAGUGGCCUUGAGUGAGUUCUGGAUUUACACAGAGACACAAACAAACAAACCCACACCCAAAAAAACGGACACCUGGAUGUAUACCGAGGGAUUCCUCAUCUUUAGAAAAGUCUUUUUGCAGGUGAAGAGCUACAAGGGACGAGGGGAUUUACAAUAAUGUGCCCCCCUCUUCCUCCUCGCCGUUUGGUCCAGUUUCAGCUCCGUUUGGAACAUCAGGAAUGUAUUCGGAUUCAGAGAGACAGACUCGGACUCAGAGUAAGGUCUUUUUAGCCUGAUCUUGUGUGACCGUAAGUCCAUGUGUGGUCACAAAGCCAACAACAGCAAACCAAGCAAAUGGACAACUUGACUUUACCUGACCCGACCUUACCUGAAAGUAGCGGUUUAUUGUUGUACUUUUAUAUAAAAACAAACAAAAAAAAAAAAACAGAAAAAAUCAAACGGAGGGAGAUAACCGAGUAAAAAUGGUUGGAGACAAAACACAAACUGAACGACGAAAAAAAGAAAAAGUCAAGAAACAUUUUGUCACAAGUUGCACCGUCUUGGCUGUAUGUUUACAUCUCAUCGCAUCACUUCCCUCCGAGUCAUGAAAUGCUCUUUGUAUGUGUGUACUGUACUUGUGUUGUUAAAGGGAUUUUACCAGUGACUUCUAUAGGUUUUUUUUUCCAUCUUCAUUUGUAAAGGGGGAGGGUUGGGGGUGGCUGUUGGUGGUCGUCGAUACGGUGCGACAAAAAAAAACGCCACCACAAAAAUACUGUGUACCGCGGGGGCGUACAGAAUAUUUUAAAUUUAAUUUCCUUUGCUACUCCCAUGUAUGAUAAAACCAAACUAAGACCUCAUACAGAUCAUAGUAUUAUUAAAAAUCAAGCACAAACAAGAAUUAACUGUAAAGAAUAAGAAGUGUUGUUUGUUUUUUUUGGUUCUUUCUUUAAUCUUUCUUUUUUUUUUAAUUGUAGAGAAAAACACUUCGACAACAGUCAGUAGGAGCGGAAAUCUGAUGCGUGCCGUCGGCUGGUGUUACAGUUUUUAUUUUAUAUUUUUUCGUCCGUAAGCUGGAACACGGGGUACAGGAGUUUGCAGUGGGGGUAACUCCAGAUCGCACCAUGAUGCACCGUGAUGAUGUACCGUGAUGUAAACUGCCAGAGUCGCGGUGCCUCUCAAAGACCGCAAGCAUAUAACAUUCUUGGGGAGGGGAACACAGAGGGGGAAUCAAACAUUACAAUAACUCUAGCCGACGGCUAUGCAGAGCAGCGCUGGAUUACUGAUGGGUGGCAAUUUUUUUUUCUUUUCUUUUGUAGAAAACAAAUGAUGAAAAACGACAGAAAAAGCUAAUAGGUUGUCCUCAUGUCCCCAGCCCUCCUGUGUUGAUGCUUGUCAUGUGUAACUCCAUUGAAUUUGGUACUGAACCACUUCCUAAGGCUGGGCUGUGGUGUUGGAAGACAAAUAAAAUAUAUUGUUUGGUAUAAAGUG